This is a messenger RNA of Nymphaea colorata (pocket water lily), 1647 nucleotides long. Its product is annotated as ureidoglycolate hydrolase. The transcript is spliced from 12 exons. The record is from RefSeq and is a predicted model, not a curated record. The coding region runs from base 149 to 1543 and encodes 464 amino acids. Gene Ontology annotation, molecular function: hydrolase activity, acting on carbon-nitrogen (but not peptide) bonds, in linear amidines. Lineage: Eukaryota; Viridiplantae; Streptophyta; Magnoliopsida; Nymphaeales; Nymphaeaceae.
UGGGGCAGGUAAAUGGAAUCCACGGAUAUAACCAGUUUAGUAAUUACUCGUAGUCGUCCCCGUCGGUCUCUGUUUCUCUCUCUCACACACACACUCUCUCUGCCUUCUGAGCGUCUGAGAAAGGUAAACUGAGUCCCGGGUCGAGGAAAUGGCACAGAGGCGUGCUUUCUUUUCUUUGUUCAUCCUCCUUGCAGUAGCUGGAGUUCAUGGCGACUCGACCAUGAAGACAAUGGAGAAGUUCUCUGGCUACCCACCCGAAUCAGAUGAUGCGGGCGACCUCGGCUCACUAUCUUUCUCAGUCGACAAUAAUUCCUUAGAGCGUCAGAUCGAUGAGCUAGCAGGUUUUUCAGAUACUUCUGCACCAUCAGUGACACGCAUCAUAUACAGCAAAAAUGAUAUUCUGGCUCGCAGGUAUAUCAAGAACCUAAUGGGAAUAUCUGGGCUUUCUGUAAGAGAAGAUGCUGUGGGGAACAUAUUUGGUCGUUGGGAAGGUUCUCAUCCUGAAUUAGCGCCUGUCGCAACUGGUUCACAUAUUGAUGCUAUUCCAUAUUCUGGGAAAUAUGAUGGAGUUGUUGGAGUUUUGGGUGCAUUGGAGGCAAUUAAUGCCCUGAAAAGAUCUGGUUUUCAGCCUAAAAGAUCAUUAGAUGUAAUCAUGUUCACAUCAGAGGAGCCUACUCGUUUUGGUAUCAGCUGCUUGGGAAGCCGCCUAAUGGCAGGGGAUGAAGCCCUUGCUCAACUUCUGUUGGGCACUGUUGACAGUCAUAAUAUAUCAUUUAUUGAAGCUGCAAGAUCUGCUGGUUACAUGAUGGGACAACAGGAAUUAUCUAGUGUAUUUUUAGAUCAUGGAAGUUACUCUUCUUUUGUGGAGUUGCAUAUUGAGCAGGGUCCAAUCCUGGAAGAAGAAGGUCUUUCUAUUGGUAUUGUAACUGCAAUUGCUGCCCCUGCAAGUAUCAAGGUGGAUUUUGAAGGAAAUGGAGGGCAUGCUGGGGCUGUAUUGAUGCCAUCAAGGAAUGAUGCUGGAUUGGCAGCUGCAGAGUUAGCCUUAGCUGUUGAGAAGCAUGUAUUAGAGUCUGGAUCAUUGGAUACUGUUGGUACUGUUGGCAUCAUUGAGCUUCAUCCAGGAGCAGUCAACAGCAUCCCCAGCAAAUCACAUAUAGAGAUAGAUACAAGAGACAUUGAUGAGGAAAGGAGGAAUGCUGUUGUCGAGAAGAUUCAUCAAUCUGCUGUGAAGAUAUCCAAGGCACGUGGAGUUAAGCUAUUGGGUUUUCAUAUUGUCAACCAAGAUCCACCAGCUCUAGCUGCAGAAUCAAUAAUUGCUGCAAUGAGUGUUGCAUCUAAGCAGUUGAAUCUUAGCUCUAAACGGAUGAUCAGUAGAGCCUACCAUGACUCACUGUUUGUGGCCAGAAUAUCACCAAUGGGCAUGAUCUUCAUUCCAUGUUACAAAGGUUACAGUCACAAGCCUGAAGAAUAUGCUUCGAUUGAAAAUAUUUCAAACGGAGUGAAAGUGUUGGCUCUGACACUUGCAAAGUUAUCUCACAGCUGAUGAUGGAAGCUUUUUAGAUCAAACCAUGAACUCUCCAGUUGUGUUCAUAAGCCUGGUGCACAGAAAUUUAUAAAGGCAAUGGGAAGUAUCCUUUUUGAGUCUUU